AUGGGGAAGAUGGAGAUUGCAGCGGGGCCCAGCUCCCAGGCGCUGACUGGGAAUAAGAAGUACUCCUCCAAGAUGGGAGACGAAUGGGAGUUCGAAGAGCAGGCCAAGAGGGGUUGCACGAGAUACGGCUGCUGCGGUGUGGGCUGGCCUGAUAUCAGGCUGAUGGUGUAUGCCAUUAUGGCGCUGUACCUCUUCUUGGGCAUGUUCUACUGGGGGCUCAUCACCGCCGCCCAGGAAGUGCGCCAGGAGGAGUACCUGGAACUUGCAGGCCGUUUCUUUGGGCCCUUCAGCCAGGUGGAGCGCCCGCUGCUCAACAUCUCCAACGAGCCCAUCCCAGUCGGACAGAUCACCGUCGCUGAGUUCGACACCUUCCGCGAUGCCAAACAGGGAGAGCUGAGCAGGGAGUACAACAGGCCCGAGGGCUGCAGGCCGGCCACCAGCGCCAAUGGCGGCGAGUUCCUCGAGUGUGACAGGGACCUCAAGGAGGACGGACGCUGGACCUUGUUCCCCUGGGUCUCCGACAAGCUCGCAACUGGCGAACUCUCUGUGCCCGGCUGCGGCGAGUCCAGCCCCGAUGCCCUCAGGCGCCACUCCUCUCUGGAGAAGGACGGAACCUUCGGCAGCCAGGACAACAAGAACGCCCCCCCGGCCGAGUGGGUGCUCGGGCCCAACACAUGCCUCUCCUAUGUCACCACUUCUGCCAUCACGCAGUAA
Ostreobium quekettii is the source of this 714-nucleotide messenger RNA. NCBI's taxonomy places the organism in Eukaryota, Viridiplantae, Chlorophyta, Ulvophyceae, Bryopsidales, Ostreobiaceae. The record is from the annotation of a GenBank genome assembly.